AUGGCAUCUAAUCGCACCAGUCCGUCCUCGGCUCUUCUCUUACUUCCCCCGCCUCCAUCCUUCUCUUUCGGUUCAGUCAAAGAUGCCUUUGAGCCAUCCGUGUCGGAUGCAUUGACCAGGCUUUCAGAGCCCCUGGAUGGAUCCAAUCACAUUGCCACGUUGGAUUUGGCUCUAGCGAUUCCUGACUUGCUGUCCCCAUCCUGCAGGCCCAGGGCAAGGGUCUUUGCAACGCUUCAGCAUUACCUGACCAGCAUCUAUACCCUCAUCGGUGCUGUUUGCGCGGCACGCAAUAUUGAGCUUGACUCACCUGGAGGCAUCGAUGCUCGCGUGGUGUUUGUCGAUUAUACAGCCGCAGAUCAGACCGGCUUCGGCAGCUCCCAAUUCGGGCCUAUUCUGGAUUUGCAGUCGCUAGCAACGUCGAAGCGAUCAUGGGACUACAUUUUCCACUUAAACAACACGACCGGCAAAGCCUUGACCAGCACGUUCGUCAGUAGUCUUCCCGCUCAAUCUAAAGAACGCAUGGCGGCGAGCCUGCAGGCCAUCUCCAGCAAACCCGACUGGACGAUUCCCCAGCCCCUUUUAGUUCCCGAUGAGCAGCAGCCGCUCACACCUCAUUACUCGGUGGCCGUAGGAGGCACUUUUGACCACCUUCAUGUCGGCCACAAGCUUCUACUCACCGCCACGAUGUUGGCGUCGGAGCCACUUGGACAGGCAGACCCAGACUCUGAGAGGCUCCUGACCGUUGGGGUGUCUUGCGAUGCGCUGCUGGCGAACAAAAAAUAUGCCGAGGUCUUGGAAAGCUGGGAAGAGCGUUUCCAGGGCGCUUCGUCUUUCCUCACGGCCAUUACGGAUUUCUCGCCUGGCCCGAAUGCCCCGCGGGUCGAGCGAGUGUCCGUGCCCGGCCCCAACGGGAACUUUGUCCGCGUGCAAGUGCAGCCAUCGCUGACGUUCAAGUUUGUGGAGAUUUCGGAUCCCUUUGGGCCCACGAUCACGGAGAAGAGCAUCACUGCGCUGGUCGUUUCCAAAGAGACUCACGCCGGAGGGAUCGCGGUCAAUGGUGAGCGAGCGAAACAAGGAUGGAAAGGUCUCGCCAUUUUCGAGGUGGACGUACUUCACUCUGGCGACGCUGCGGCGGCCACGGCGACCGACGUGGAGAGCUUCGACUCUAAAAUAAGCAGCACAGAGAUCAGACGGCGGCGGAUGGACCGAGCCAAGGUCUGA
Molecule: messenger RNA, 1221 nt
Organism: Penicillium alfredii
Lineage: Eukaryota; Fungi; Ascomycota; Eurotiomycetes; Eurotiales; Aspergillaceae
Product: putative pantetheine-phosphate adenylyltransferase
Exons: 1
Coding region: 1-1221 (406 amino acids)
Biological process (GO): coenzyme A biosynthetic process
Molecular function (GO): dephospho-CoA kinase activity
Source: RefSeq, a predicted model, not a curated record